AUGUCUCUCAGCAAAGCAGUCAACAUGGCCAAUCUCUGCCCGCCGCCGUUCUUCGACGCAAGGCUCUAUCCCAACAGUAAAGGAUUCGUCGACGGCCGCCUCUGCCAGAAAAUCGCCGACAGCAUCGAAUGCUGCUUGCCCUGCCCGCUGACUGACUGGGUCUAUCCCGACAGCUUCAACACCAUCGGCAGUGUCGCCAACUGGGUUGCCACUGCCAGCGCGAUAUGCUGCCUGUAUCUCCUCCUGUCGUGGGCCUUCCUGCCUGUCGACAAGACCAACCGUCACUAUCUCAGCAUCUGCCUCACCGCCGGCGUCUUUCUCAUGAACAUGGGCUUCGUCGUGCCCCUCGCCGCACGCCCUGAGCAGUGCUACGACAAGAUCACCCCCCACGGCAUGCAGACGAGCACCGUUUGCGGCGCGUCCGGCGGCCUCCUCAUUCUCGGAGGUUGGUCUGGCGUCAUGUGGGCGUUUUUGCGCUCCCUGUCGCUGCAUCUUCAGAUUUGCUGGCAGGUCACCGUCGGCCGCGACUUCAUGUACUUUGCACAUGCCGCAGGAUGGGGCAUUCCCAUCAUUGGCAUCAUUCUGGCCUUGGUCUUCAGCGGCGUGUCUUUCCGCUUCGGAACCAUCUGCCACAUUAACCACGACAACAGCUUGGCCGACCUUUGGAUUCCCCUGCUCAUUUUCGCCGGCACUACCGUCAUUACGACUUUUGCUACGUUUGGAUACUGCGUCAAGGUGUACUUGGCGUCUCUGGCGGACAGCUCCGCUUCGACUGAGGGAUCUGGCCUGCCGUCCUACUCGAAUAGCAUCCGCACCAUGACCCCAAGACAGGCCUACCGCCGCAUCAAGCGCGUUAUUGCCCUUCAAUGGCGCGGUAUUGCCAUUGUUCUCAUCAUUGUUGCCGACGUCAUCUUCUUUUCCGUUAUCUUCGUCUUUCAGGAUAACGUUGUCGAAUCCGUCACAAGGGACCCCAAGAUCGCAGAGAGUUGGGUGCUUUGCUUGAUCGGCUCCGGGGGCGACAAGAAUAAAUGCUUGAAGGAGGCGAGCAAGUUUGUUGUCAACCAAGCCACCGUGACUGCCGUGCUAUUACUACUCGGCCUCAACGGCGUUUGGCUCGUCUUCCUACUAGGCCGGCGAUCCAUGCUCACCGGCUGGGUCAACCUCUUCAAGAAUCUCAUCGGCCGCGGCGAUGUUAAGAAAAAGGAGUUCGUGUCUGUCGACGCCAGACUCGACGCGAAAUCUGGUACACGUUCGUAUGAGAUGCUCUCGCGAGAAAACAGCACCGUGGUAACACCGGCGUCGGCAGUACAAUACCCGUCCACAGAACGCAAGACGUCGGCGUACUAUGAGCAAAACGCCGCUCGAUACCACGCGCCUUCGCGGUCGUUCUCAGCACCCCGAUCGCCUAUCCCGCGAUCAUGGGACACGCAGCAGACCUUUGCGGGCAACACUCCUCCCGCGCCUAGCUCGCCGCUGCCGCCACCACCGCCGUCUCGGUCCCCGCGAUCGCCGCAACCUGGCUUCGAACUCGGACAAGAACCCGAUAAAUACGGGAGCAUGAACCCGCUCGGCAUGAACCGACUUUAA
Cordyceps militaris CM01 is the source of this 1587-nucleotide messenger RNA. RefSeq lists its product as uncharacterized. NCBI's taxonomy places the organism in Eukaryota, Fungi, Ascomycota, Sordariomycetes, Hypocreales, Cordycipitaceae. Gene Ontology annotation, biological process: G protein-coupled receptor signaling pathway; cell surface receptor signaling pathway. Gene Ontology annotation, cellular component: membrane. The transcript has 3 exons. The record is from RefSeq and is a predicted model, not a curated record. Gene Ontology annotation, molecular function: G protein-coupled receptor activity. Bases 1 to 1587 code for a protein of 528 amino acids.